AUGUCUUUCUUUCGUAGAUCAUUCUUGCUUACUUUCCUUCCUUCCUUCCUUCCUUCCUUCCUUCCUUCCGUUCCAUUCUUUUCUUUUAUUUCUUUUCUCAUUUCCUUCUUUCUUCUCUUCAUUUUGAUUCUUACGCCAUUAUUGCCUUCUUUGUCUAUCUUUCUUUCUUCCUUUCAAAUCUUUUCUCUUCCUACAUUUCUCAUUUCUUCCUUUCUUUAUUUCAUUUUCCUUCUUGCGCCAUUAUUGCCUUCUCCUUCCUUCCUUCCUUCCUUCCUUCCUUCCUUCCUUCCUUCCUUCCUUCCCACUCUUUCACCUCCCUUAUUUUUUCAUUUUCUUUCACUUUCCUUCUUACGCAGUUCUGUCCCUGUUUCCUUCCUUCCUUCUUUCCUAUGUCCUUCCCUCCUUCACACUCUUUCAUCUCCCGAUUUUCUUCACUUUGUUCUUGCUUUCCUUCGUUCGUUCGUUCGUUCGUUCGUUCCUUCCUUCCUUCGUCCAUUCAUUCAUUCAUUCUAUUUUCCCAACCUUCUUUCCUAUUUUUUCUAUCCAUUUUUUCCCCACUUUCUUAUUUCUUUCCUUUACUUUUUCUCUUAA
Messenger RNA from Acanthosepion pharaonis, 591 nucleotides. Lineage: Eukaryota; Metazoa; Mollusca; Cephalopoda; Sepiida; Sepiidae. The record is from the annotation of a GenBank genome assembly.